AUGGGCGUUGACAUCGAAACUAAGGUACAGGGAAAUGGAAAGAAGCCAGGAAAGGGACAGACUGUCUCUGUUCACUAUGUUGGAACGUUGACCAACGGAACUGAGUUUGACUCAUCUCGCAAGAGAGGCAAGCCAUUCGAGUUCGUCCUCGGCAGGGGUCAGGUUAUCAAGGGAUGGGAUGAGGGUGUUGCCCAAAUGACCCAGGGUGAGAAGUCCAUCUUGACCAUCUCCCCAGACUUUGGAUACGGUGCUUCUGGUAUCGGAGGUGUCAUCCCAGGUAAUGCCACUUUGAUCUUUGAGGUUGAGUUGCUUUCAUUCAGA
Acytostelium subglobosum LB1 is the source of this 321-nucleotide messenger RNA. RefSeq lists its product as hypothetical. The transcript is spliced from 3 exons. NCBI's taxonomy places the organism in Eukaryota, Evosea, Eumycetozoa, Acytosteliales, Acytosteliaceae. The record is from RefSeq and is a predicted model, not a curated record. Gene Ontology annotation, molecular function: peptidyl-prolyl cis-trans isomerase activity. The annotation marks the transcript as partial.